Messenger RNA from Fonsecaea nubica, 1812 nucleotides. RefSeq lists its product as hypothetical. Gene Ontology annotation, molecular function: oxidoreductase activity. The record is from RefSeq and is a predicted model, not a curated record. The coding region runs from base 1 to 1812 and encodes 603 amino acids. The transcript has 6 exons. NCBI's taxonomy places the organism in Eukaryota, Fungi, Ascomycota, Eurotiomycetes, Chaetothyriales, Herpotrichiellaceae.
AUGUUGUCUCUCACCCUCCGCUGCAAAGAGCCCAUUGCAUUGCUUCUCCUCUUGAUUCUGUUCCUGAGUGAUCGUUUGGUCGCUGUCCAGAUCACUGGUGCUCUUGGCGGCCUCAAUUCGACUACAGGAGCACGACCUCUGCGAUACGAGAUCCAUGACUUUGCAAAUUCAGGCCCGGCUUUCGAUUUGUUUAUCCUCGCUCUGAAAGAUCUUCAAAGUAUUGACCAGUCAGAAGAGCUGUCUUACUUUCAAAUCUCAGGCACUGGGAGCUAUCCAGGAUUCUGCACACAUGCUGCAACCCCAUUUCCGACCUGGCACCGACCUUAUGUGGCACUAUUUGAGCAAUUGAUCUGGCAGCAUGCCCAGGAUAUUGCCAAUGACUAUCCCGAUGAUCAACGUGAUGAAUAUUCGAGCGCCGCCGUCACUUUACGGGUUCCUUACUGGGACUGGGCAGUUUAUCCAGCGCUGCCUGACGUGGUUGCGCAGCCUCAAAUCUCCAUCAACACUCCAGCUGGGCGACAAACAAUUGCCAAUCCUCUCUACAAUUAUGUCUUCCAGUCUGAUGCCGUGGGCAAUGGGUUUCCGCUUUCCGAUCCGAUGGCCAACUUUUCCGAGACUGUUCGCUGGUGGAGUUUGAACACAAAAUCUAGCAAUCAAAGCGCAGCCACUGCGGCGUUGCUGGCCAACGCUCCUGCGAUCCAAUCGUUGACAUAUCAAAUGUUCACAUCCCUGGCGAAUUACACAGCAUUCUCAUGCACCUGGCCUGGUGGCCAAUGGGUUACCGCGAACAAUAUUGAGUCCAUUCACAACAGCAUCCACAACAGCAUAGGCGGAUAUGGUCACAUGCAGUUUCCAGAAGUCGCGGGGUUUGAUCCUGUCUUCUGGCUGCAUCAUGCCAACGUUGAUCGUCUGUUUGCCAUGUGGCAAGCGCUACAUCCGGACACCUACAUCGAACCGACCGUGAAUGCAUAUGGAUCGUACUACGAGAAUGUUGGGUUUGUCGACUCGGGAACAACCGCUUUGGCACCAUUUCAUUCUGACGGUGGCAGCACGCUCUUCACAUCGGAUGACGUUCGAAGCACGAAAGUAUUUGGCUACAGUUACCCGGAACUCCCAGACUGGGAGAUGGGCUCGGACGACUUAGCCAACAAUGUACGAAUUGCGGUCAACUCGCUUUAUAAUCCCUCGUCCAACAACACAUUCAGCAGCUCCACGAAACAGGGAAGGCGACGAUCUUCCAGCAUAGCCGAGAAUUUCGGUCAUGUUUCGCUUGACCUGGCGAGGCAGCUCCGUGUUAACAACCUCAACCGGCAGUGGUCGAUUACUGUGCUUGUUGAUCGGUUCCCGAUGAAUACAAGCUUCUGCAUUGACUUCUUCAUGGGUGAUCCCCCGGAGGAGGUGUCGGCCUGGCCCGCCGCACCAAACCUCGUUGGAACAUAUGCUCAGUUCAAUCCCGCAAACGUCACAAUGCUGCAUCCGAAUGGCCUUCCCGAAGGACAAGUGCGCGGCGAAAUUUCUAUGACUCACACGUUGGCAGCAGGUGUGUCGAGGGGCGUCCUUCGAGAUCUUUCGCCGCGGACCGUCACACCGUUACUUCGCCAUGCUUUGAAUUGGAGGGCUCGAACUCCGGCUGGUGAUGAAGUACCGCUUUCUGCGCUUUCUGGACUUUCCAUAUCAGUCUCCACGCGGCCAGUGGUUCCUCGUGACACGACUGACUCUUUUCCGGUGUACGGAGCUGUGCAAUGGCUUGGUCCUGUUACAGAGGGGAAGCCAUGUGGCGUACCGCGGCCGCAUGUACAGGACGAGUUCUGA